AUGCUUCUGGAGCAAAACUUGACUACCGCCGCUAUGCAGAAACACUCUUUGACAUUCUGGUGGCUGGUGGAAUGCUGGGUAAGUGUUUUUAACAAGUUAAUCAGGCGCUACAAAUACUUGGAGAAAGGUUUUGAAGAUGAAGUAAAAAAGCUGUUGCUGUUCUUAAAGGGUUUCUCAGAGUCAGAGAGGAACAAGCUGGCUAUGUUGACUGGUGUUCUUCUGGCUAAUGGAACACUUAAUGCAUCCAUUCUUAAUAGCCUUUAUAAUGAGAAUUUGGUUAAAGAAGGGGUUUCAGCAGCUUUUGCUGUAAAGCUCUUUAAAUCAUGGAUAAAUGAAAAAGACAUCAAUGCAGUAGCUGCAAGUCUUCGGAAAGUCAGCAUGGAUAACAGACUGAUGGAACUUUUUCCUGCCAAUAAGCAAAGCGUUGAACAUUUCACGAAAUACUUUACUGAGGCAGGCUUGAAAGAACUUUCAGAGUAUGUUCGGAAUCAGCAGACCAUAGGAGCUCGUAAGGAGCUCCAGAAAGAACUUCAAGAACAGAUGUCACGUGGUGAUCCAUUUAAGGAUAUAAUUUUAUAUGUCAAGGAGGAGAUGAAAAAAAAUAACAUCCCAGAGCCUGUUGUUAUUGGGAUAGUGUGGUCGAGUGUGAUGAGCACUGUGGAGUGGAACAAAAAAGAGGAGCUUGUAGCAGAGCAAGCCAUUAAACACUUGAAGCAAUACAGCCCUCUACUUGCUGCCUUUACUACUCAAGGUCAGUCUGAGCUGACUCUGUUAUUGAAGAUUCAGGAGUAUUGCUAUGACAACAUUCAUUUCAUGAAAGCCUUCCAGAAAAUAGUGGUGCUUUUUUAUAAAGCUGAAGUCCUGAGUGAAGAGCCCAUUCUGAAGUGGUAUAAAGAUGCACAUGUUGCAAAGGGGAAAAGUGUCUUCCUUGAGCAAAUGAAAAAAUUUGUAGAAUGGCUCAAAAAUGCUGAAGAAGAAUCUGAGUCUGAAGCCGAAGAAGGUGACUGAAUUUUGAAACCACAUCCUCAGUAAAGCAAACAGGAGUUGUAGAUAAAAUGUCAUGUCUCAUGUGUCCUAAUUCUUACAUCUUCCUACCUCCCUAUAUCAAGCAUGAUAUAAGGGCUUUCAUGGCAAAUUUUAUUUUAACUGUUUCUAUGGUUAUUGGAAAUGUUGGGUUUCGUUUCUAAAACCAUGUUUUAAGUAGCUACAGGAGCUAUAGAUUUGAAUCUAAUGUUGCAUUAGUUUUUUCAGUUACCUUCUACCUCCUGUAUUUUCUACUGUAAUAAUGUAAUUUAAGGCCUUCCACAAUGAACAGUUCACUUUAUUCCCUGGGUUUUCUAUAUAAAUAGUUUUCAAGGUAUGAUUUGGUUAAAAAUGAUUUGUUAUAAAAAUUCUGUUUUGCAAAUUAAACUGUAAAGUAUCCAAAGUCUCAAAAGGCCAUGAUUUGUGUGAUGGUUUGGUAUGCCCAGAGCCCUGUUCAUCAAUGAAAAUCUCCUCUACAAUAAUUGAAUUCAUUAGCAUAAAUUCUGAGUAUUCGGACCAUUGCUUACAUGUUAACAUUUUCUUAUAUUUUUAAUCCCACUGUCCUUAAGUUUUAACCCCGAAUGUCCUUAAGUUCAAUUGUUUGCUCUCUGGUUUUUUAUCCUUAGUGAAGGAAAGGACAAACUGAAGCUUGAGAAAUCAUAUGUGCCAGAGGUACUGGGAAGAAGAAAGUUGAGCUUUUUCCCAUUGAGAAACUUCUGCAUUCAGUUGACUCUUACCAUAGGCAAAACAAAUGGGUAUUCUUUUCAUAUAAGCAUUUUCAAAUACACCUGAGAAAAGUCUUAUCAGUUAAAAAAAUUUUUAAUUAAAAUAUUUUAUGCUUAGUAUACACCUAGAUUGCUAUGAAAGGACUUUUAAAGGAGUAUGACUAAAGGAAAUGACUGAUGUACUAACUUCAGUAAAAAGUCAAAUGUGACUUACGUUUCCUAAUGGCUUAGAGUAUUUGUUGUAAAGAAUGAAGUGCAAUGUAACUAUGUAUUCCCACUUGGUUGUACUGGACUGCCUUCAUUCUGUUAACAUUCAGUAAUGACUCAAACAUCUGGCUACUAACUGAAUUUCCACUUUUUAAUUUCCAUGAGCCAAAUAUUAUAAAUGAUCAGUCCACUUAUUGU
Castor canadensis (American beaver) is the source of this 2153-nucleotide messenger RNA. The record is from RefSeq and is a predicted model, not a curated record. NCBI's taxonomy places the organism in Eukaryota, Metazoa, Chordata, Mammalia, Rodentia, Castoridae.